Molecule: messenger RNA, 3000 nt
Organism: Eremothecium gossypii ATCC 10895
Lineage: Eukaryota; Fungi; Ascomycota; Saccharomycetes; Saccharomycetales; Saccharomycetaceae
Gene: NAM7
Product: ATP-dependent RNA helicase NAM7
Exons: 1
Coding region: 1-3000 (999 amino acids)
Biological process (GO): nuclear-transcribed mRNA catabolic process, nonsense-mediated decay
Cellular component (GO): cytoplasm
Molecular function (GO): RNA helicase activity; zinc ion binding; ATP hydrolysis activity
Source: RefSeq, marked provisional
AUGGCUGCGAGCUUGGAAAAUGGAGCCAAGGAGACCACGCCUGCCAUUUCGAACAGUGGGAGCCAGGGCUUGCUUGCGCAGGACGGCGGCUCGGACAGGGAGCUAGACUUCUACUACAACUCGGACGGCGAACUGAUAAAGCUGGUAGCAGAUGACGAGAAGCCGGAGGAGGACCUCGGGAACCUGGUGUCCGUCGCGGAGCACGCGUGCUCGUACUGCUCGAUAGACUCGCCCAGCUGCGUGGUGAAGUGCAACGCGUGCAACAAGUGGUUCUGCAACUCGAAGAACGGGACGUCCAGCUCACACAUCAUCAACCACUUGGUGUUCUCACACCACAACGUGGUAUCGCUGCACCCGGAGUCUGACCUGGGUGACACUGUGCUUGAGUGCUACAACUGUGGCUGCAGAAACGUGUUCCUGCUGGGGUUUGUGUCGGCCAAGAGCGAAGCCGUUGUGGUGAUCCUCUGCCGCUUGCCCUGUGCGCAGACGAGAAACGUGAACUGGGACACCGACCAGUGGCAGUCGCUGAUAGAAAACAGGCAGCUGCUCAGCUGGGUGGCCGAGGAGCCGAGCGAGGAGGACCAGUUGAAGGCGUGCCUGAUCACCCCGAGCCAGAUCUCUAAGCUGGAGAUGAAGUGGCGCUCGAACAAGGACGCGACAAUCAACGACAUCGACCUGCCCGAGGAGCAGGAGGAACUGCCACCUGUUCUGAUGCGGUACACCGAUGCAUACCAGUACCAGAGAUCGUUCGGUCCUUUGGUGAAGUUGGAAGCAGACUACGACAAGCAGCUGAAGGAGUCGCAGGCACUAGAGCAUAUUUCCGUGACCUGGACACUGGGGUUGAAUAAUCGUCAUCUUGCCUCGUUUGCCCUUUCGACGUUUGAGUCUAACGAGCUCAAGGUCGCUGUAGGCGAUGAGAUGAUUUUGAGAUAUUCUGGUCUCCAACAGGCGGAAUGGGAGGGGCGCGGGUAUAUUCUGCGCUUGCCCAACAGUUUCCAGGAUGAGUUCACUCUGGAACUGAAGCCAAGCAAGGCGCCGCCUCCAACAAACCUGACGACUGGGUUCACUGCCGAAUUCGUUUGGAAGGGUACGUCCUACCAGCGUAUGCAAGAAGCGCUGAAAAAGUUUGCUGUGGACAAGAAGUCCAUCUCAGGUUACCUAUAUUACAAGAUACUAGGACACGAUGUACCAGAUAUCGAGUUCGAAGUCGACCUUCCAAAAGACUUUUCUAUUCCAAAUUUCACGAAGCUCAAUACCUCUCAGGUUAACGCUGUAGCGCAUGUGCUACAGAGACCUCUAUCUCUGAUUCAAGGCCCACCGGGCACUGGUAAAACCGUGACAUCUGCGACGAUUGUAUACCAUUUGUCGAAAAUGCACAAAGAGCGUGUUUUGGUCUGUGCCCCGUCUAACGUCGCUGUCGACCAUCUGGCCGCGAAGCUUCGCGAUAUGGGUCUGAAGGUCGUUCGCCUGACUGCGAAAAGCAGAGAGGACGUUGAAUCGUCUGUUUCAGAUUUAGCUUUGCAUAAUUUGGUUGCUCGUUCGUCAAGAGGCGAGCUCAAGAAGUUGUUAAAGCUUAAGGAUGAAGUUGGCGAGCUUUCUGUAAAGGAUACGAGGUCCUUUGUGAAACUAGUAAGAAAGACAGAGUCUACAAUCUUAAAGAAGGCCGAUGUAGUGUGCUGCACAUGUGUUGGUGCCGGUGACAAGCGGCUGGAUUCUAAAUUUAGAACGGUGCUCAUUGAUGAGAGUACUCAGGCCUCUGAACCCGAAUGCUUGAUCCCCAUAAUUAAGGGUGCAAAGCAAGUUGUGCUGGUAGGCGACCACCAGCAACUGGGACCAGUGAUUUUAGACCGUAACGCAGGUGAUGCAGGCCUCAAGCAGUCGCUAUUCGAACGUUUGAUUUCUCUGGGUCAUGUCCCAAUUAGGCUGGAGGUUCAAUAUCGUAUGAAUCCAUAUUUGAGUGAAUUUCCGAGUAACAUGUUUUAUGAAGGCACUUUGCAGAAUGGAGUUACUGUAGAGCAGCGUACUGUUGUCGAUAGCUCUUUCCCAUGGCCUAUCUGUGAUAUACCAAUGAUGUUCUGGGCCAACUAUGGGAGGGAGGAAAUAUCAGCCAAUGGUACCUCCUAUCUGAAUCGUAUUGAAGCCAUCAACUGUGAACGUAUCAUAACUCGGUUAUUCAAAGAUGGUGUAAAGCCAGAACAGAUAGGUGUUGUGACACCAUACGAAGGUCAGAGAGCAUAUAUCAUUCAGUACAUGCAAAUGAACGGUUCUAUGGACAAGGAUCUGUAUAUGACUGUGGAAGUUGCCUCUGUGGACGCGUUCCAGGGUCGUGAGAAGGAUUACAUCAUUCUGUCUUGUGUUCGUGCGAAUGACCAACAAUCCAUUGGAUUUUUAACUGACCCUAGAAGGUUAAACGUUGCACUCACACGUGCAAAAUAUGGUUUAGCUAUAUUAGGUAACCCAGCCUCACUUUGCAGAAACAGUAUUUGGAAUCAUCUGCUAAUUCAUUUCAGAGAGAAGGGCUGUCUUGUUGAAGGUACGAUGGAUAAUCUCCAACUGUGCACCAUGCAGUUAACCAGGUCAAAGAAUGUAAAUUCCAAUUCAGAUUCUCGCCAGAAGAAUACCAAGUGGCAUUUAGAGAGCAAUCUGCCCCUUCCUGAAUUCCCAAUUUCUAAUAAUAGAGAGUUUGAUUCUCAGAAUUUAAUGUCUUUCGGUGGCCAAGGAUCAAACAUAUUCGCUCCAAGCAGUGACCUUUCUUCUUUUAUGAACAGUAAUCAGCAAUAUUGGAAUGCACCUGGUCCAGAACUUGGUCUACCUGCGAAAGAACGUGAUUCUGAGCAGAGAGGCUAUACAUCAUCAAACGUAGGAUUGGACGCCACGUUAGCCCGAGAGCUGCAACAAUUUACGGCCAGUUCACUUGGUUAUGAGGCUAAUCAAGAUAGUACCGGCACAGCUCAAUUCAAGGCUUUGAAUUCUUUUCAAAAUCUGAAUAUCCAUGGGUAA